Fusarium falciforme is the source of this 1734-nucleotide messenger RNA. RefSeq lists its product as hypothetical. The transcript has 3 exons. Bases 1 to 1734 code for a protein of 577 amino acids. NCBI's taxonomy places the organism in Eukaryota, Fungi, Ascomycota, Sordariomycetes, Hypocreales, Nectriaceae. The record is from RefSeq and is a predicted model, not a curated record.
AUGCGGGAUACAUACUGGGGAGUUUCUUUCGAUAUUCCAUUCAUUCUUUGGAAAUACUGGCGUCCUGCCUCCGUUGCUGAGGGUGCUCCACAAACGCACUGCAAUGAUAUUAUCACCAAGAAGACAGCAGCCACAUCGAACUCAGAUACCGAGCUUCUAAACUUGUUCAAAGAGCUCCUGGAGCACCGGGACGAGGAAAGAGGCUCGACUGGCCCUAUGAUCAACUCCAUGAAGCACAGUUUCCCGCUCAACAACGUCACGGACCCGGAGAAAAUAGUAGAGCUCUCAGACGAGUGGCUUUACAAUGAACCGGAAUUCUUUUCGCGUACGUCUGUGAGGAGCGAGAACUCAAGCUCGGCUUCGAGUAUUGAUGGUGGUAGUUUACCAUCGCCCCGCGACACGAUGCAACAGGGGCCGAAAAGAAUUGUGGUUAUCGACGUCGCCCGGUCCAAGAUGUCGGGAAAGAGGGUGCUGGGCCUAGAUGACCUCAUCCAAGAGUUCCAGACAUCGACCGAGCUCGAGAGGUUCAUGCACAGGAGAAGGUCCCCGAGUAACGCUAAGAAGAGGCUUUGUGUUUUGUUUGCUACAUGCCCAGACGCGAACAGAGUCUACAGCCAGACUCCUUCCGAAAAUCUACAUAUGGAGACUUUCGCCAAGAGACACAUCUCAUACUACAAGUUCUUCGACCAGGUAACGGCACGAGCACUAAACAAGUGGACAACUGAAUUUCAUCUAUCAUUCUAUGAAAUCGAUAAAAAAGGGGCAAGCAACAAUGUAGACAAUCAUUUCGUCCAUCCUCAACCCCGAGCUGGGAACGAGGCUUCCGGGAGGCUCACUAGAAUUGCCAUGAGCUUUCGAUUUGACGGCGAUUUAUUUGAUCGAUACUGGACCUGCCACUUCCUACAAUCUGGUCCUCAAAUGACCGACUUCGACGCCAAGAGGGAGGUGAUAGCUAUGCUUCGGUCAGGAGACCAUGAGUGGGCCACAGACUCCAAAGGACCUUGGCGACAACGCAGAGUUUUGGAGCUCCUCAUGUUCGGGAGGAUCAUGCUCCGAAUGCGAGAGUGCACGGAUAACAUCCUGGAAGAUGUAAAGCGCUACGCUUGGCAAGAGCCUGGAGGGGGCAAGCUGCAACAGGGUACCGAGGAGAUCCACCUCAGGUCAUCUACUGAAUUUAACUACGACAACUUUCGUGCGGCGAGCUGGUGGUGCCAGGAAUAUCAAAGGAUCCUCAGAAUGGUUGAGAAGGACAUUCGUGAGAACCUAGAUCAGAUCGAGCUGUGGCUACAUCGAGAGAAAGAUUUCGGGUCCGAGCGGCCACGGUGGACCUACAACGAUGAGUGGAGAUACCGCGGCGUCAUCUCAAAGCUACUCAUCGAAAAUAAUCGUCGCGUCGAGGAGCUCAAACGCAGUUACGCCAGCUUCUCCAGCUUCAAUGUCUCACUUGGCGAGAAAUUUCAGAUUGCUCGUAACGACUUUGACCAGCGGCAAGCCCACAACAUCAGACGAUUUACUUGUUGCCAUGGGCGCAACUUUGCUGCUUCUGUUUUCGUCGAAGACGCUGGAAAGACUCUGCAACCGGUGUUGGAGGGGCCUUCGCCGCCUAGUGGCCCCAGGACUGGAGGCAUUGUUACAGGUCAUUGGGCCAUUGUUACAGAUUAUUGGGUUAUUCCUGGAAUGGGGUCGACUCUUCGUCCUCCAGAGAAUCUUGCGCAGGCAAAAAGAACGGCGUAG